This is a messenger RNA of Eufriesea mexicana, 1114 nucleotides long. It is a transcript of the gene PGRP-S3, whose product is annotated as peptidoglycan recognition protein S3. Gene Ontology annotation, biological process: peptidoglycan catabolic process; innate immune response. Gene Ontology annotation, molecular function: peptidoglycan binding; zinc ion binding; N-acetylmuramoyl-L-alanine amidase activity. The record is from RefSeq and is a predicted model, not a curated record. The transcript is spliced from 4 exons. Bases 41 to 619 code for a protein of 192 amino acids. Lineage: Eukaryota; Metazoa; Arthropoda; Insecta; Hymenoptera; Apidae.
UAUAUUUGUGUAGUUUAUAAUUAUAAAAUUUAAAUUUAAUAUGUACAAAAUACAGAAGUUAAUUUUUGUACUUUUCCUUGUCUUCCAUAUUUGCGUCCCUGACAAGAAUCAAAAUUGCCCAAAAAUUAUUAAACGGAACGAGUGGACAGUAACGAGUGCAAAAAGCAUAAAUUAUUUAAUUAUUCCCCUUCCGUAUGUGCUAAUUCACCAUACAGUAACUCCAGAAUGUAAUACCAAAGGUUCAUGUAUCGAGGUAAUCGAAAGCAUUCGUUCUUAUCAUAUGGAUGGCAAUCAAUGGCACGAUAUAGGAUAUUCAUUUUUAAUUGGUGGAGAUGGAAACAUAUACGAAGGUUGCGGCUGGAAUCGCGAGGGUGCUCAUACAUAUGGAUAUAAUAAAAAAUCUAUUUCAAUUGCUUUCGUAGGAAAUUUUCAAGGGAAAGCUGCGAGUAGUAAAAUGGUGGAUGCUGCGCAUAAAUUAAUUCAGUGUGGUAAAUCACUAGGAAUGCUUAGAGAAAAUGUUCGCGUAAUUGGUGCUAGGCAAGUUCAACCCAUGCUAAGUCCUGGGAAUGAACUCUAUAAACAGAUCCAAAAUUGGCCUGAGUGGGUUGCUACACCGUAAUUGUAUAAUCUGCAAUGUAAUAUGAAAUUAGUAACAGUAACAAAGCAUGAAUGAUAUAAGUACAACAGAAAAUGUCACUUUGAAUAAUAUAUUUCCUGUUACACGUAAUAAAUACAUAUUAUUUUAUAUUUUAAAUAUAUUCUUUUCUAUGGGGUCAUCUGCAGUCAAUAGUUUAUGCAAUUCCAAUACAAAGUAUGGAAUAGAUAAAUGUUAUUAUUAAAUUAUUAUUAAAAUUAUUGACUGCCGAUGAACCCAUAGGAAAAAAUCAAGUGGUGACAAAUCCUGGGAUCGUGAUACUCAACCAAUGUUCUCCAAACUACGUGGCCCUUCCGUAAAGUGUUAAGCAAAGCUAUGGCAAGUUCAUAUUUUUUCUUUGUUGUGAAUUGUCGGCAGUUUGUAAAUAAGUUCUUAGAUAAGUUUCUAGUAAUAUAACACUUACUCAAGAUUCUUGACGUGAAUGUAAUUUCGAGUCUUAAUAAUAAACGUAAGUUAUUA